AUUUGCUGCUCCCCUCCCCAAAUUACUCUUAAUUUCCAGCUUCUCAGAAGAUGGGAACAACCUUUAUUCACUUGCUGUUCUUAUUCUUCACUAGAACGUGGUAUCUCAGGACCAAAAAUUAUUCUAUCUGCUACUGCUUCGAGAAGAACUAGCGGCUUGGUUGUUGCAGAAGCUGGAAAUCUGAAUAGAAGGUCAGUUGUAAUUUCCGGCGUUUCAUUGGCUUUGGCAUUUCCAGGCGAAGGAAUUGCUGCUGUCAAACAAGGCCUUCUUGCUGGUAGAAUUCCUGGUUUGUCUGAACCUGAUGAACAAGGUUGGAGGACUUACCGCAGACCAGAUGAGAAAUCUGGAGGGCAUGGUGUCGGAUGGAGUCCAAUCAUCCCUUAUAGCUUUUCAGUGCCUCAACAAUGGGAGGAGGUGCCUGUAUCAAUUGCUGAUCUAGGUGGUACAGAGAUUGAUUUAAGAUUUGCUAGUCCAAAUCAAGGGCGAUUGUUCGUCAUUGUUGCUCCUGUUCUCCGAUUUGCAGAUGAUCUUGGUGGAGAUGCUACUAUUGAAAAGAUUGGACCGCCAGAGAAGGUAAUUAAUGCAUUUGGACCUGAAGUCAUAGGUGAAAAUGUAGAAGGCAAGGUGUUGAGUGUUAAUGUAGCAGAGCACUCUGGCAGGACAUACUAUCAGUAUGAGUUGGAGCCGCCUCAUGUACUGAUUACUGCAACUGCAGCCGGAAAUCGCCUUUAUUUGUUUGCAGUGACUGGAAGUGGUCUUCAAUGGAAAAGACAUUAUAAGGACUUGAAGAGGAUAGCUGAGUCAUUUCGUGUUGUCUAAUUGAGAUCUUUGGCAGAGUGAGGAAGAAAGAAAAAGCAUGUUAGUUUCAUUUUUGCCAUAAUACAAGUUUGCAGCACCUACACCUAAGAAAAAGGUAGUGCCUUUAUGGCACAAUUGGCUUCAAUUCAACCACAUCAUUUGUUCAAAUAUUAUUUUCAAGAGCCCCCUGGAAACUUUAAGAAAAAGUGUAAUAUUUAAUUUUGCAGCACAAAAAAUUAUUUCAACCCUGACGUGGUUAAAAUUUUCAGUAUCUCUCA
Molecule: messenger RNA, 1076 nt
Organism: Carica papaya (papaya)
Lineage: Eukaryota; Viridiplantae; Streptophyta; Magnoliopsida; Brassicales; Caricaceae
Product: thylakoid lumenal protein (Mog1/PsbP/DUF1795-like photosystem II reaction center PsbP family protein)
Biological process (GO): photosynthesis
Cellular component (GO): extrinsic component of membrane; photosystem II; photosystem II oxygen evolving complex
Molecular function (GO): calcium ion binding
Source: RefSeq, a predicted model, not a curated record